AUGUCUGCUGUAGAGCAUGGCGUCGAGGCCACUCUCCCGGCCCUCGUUACCGAUGCUCCUAUUAUGACCGCUCCCGUGACUGGGCAGGAUAAAGUUGUCGGCCAGUCCGAGAAAGCCCUCACUGACACUCCCGAUGGCGAAGAACCCAACGACGAAGAGAACAGGACUCUUCGACAUGUUGCAGAAAACCUUCCACUCUCCGCUUGGCUAGUCGCCGUUGUCGAAUUGUGUGAGCGUUUCACAUACUACGGCAUGUCUGGAUUGUUCCAGAACUACGUCCAGCGUCCCUUGCAGCCUGCCAAUGACGGACAGGGCCCUGGUGCGCUCGGCAUGGGACACCAAGGAGCCACCGGAUUGACUACCUUCUUCCAGUUUUGGUGCUACGUCACACCUAUCAUUGGUGCGAUUAUUGCUGACCAGUACCUCGGAAAGUAUAAGACCAUUGUUCUCUUCUGCGGCGUCUACCUUGUUGGAUUGUUGAUCCUUGUCUGCACCUCGAUCCCUACCGCCCUUGAGCAUGGAGCUGGUCUUGGAGGUUUUAUCGUCGCCAUUCUCAUCAUCGGCCUGGGAACCGGUGGAAUCAAGAGUAACGUUGCUCCUCUGAUUGCGGAUCAGUACAAGCGCAAGAAGAUGGCAGUCUCAACCACCAAGAAGGGCGAACGCGUUAUCAUCGACCCGGCCCUUACCAUUCAACGCAUUUACAUGAUCUUCUACGGCUGCAUCAACAUUGGUUCGCUCUCAUUACUGGCUACACCGUACAUGGAGAAGUAUACUGGAUUCUGGUCCGCUUAUCUUCUCUGCCUCUGCAUGUUUGCUGUCGGUACCGCCGUGGUCAUCUGCGGACGCAAGUACUACGUUGUGCGUCCUCCCCAGGGCUCUAUUAUUACCGACGCCUUCAAGGCUCUCUGGAUCAUGGCCAUCAACCGCAACAUGGACGCGCCCAAGCCUACAUGGCAGGCUGCCAACGGUGGCACUAGGACCAACCUUCCCUGGGAUGAUCACUUUAUCGAUGAGCUGAAGCGCGCCCUUGUUGCCUGCCGCGUUUUCGCUUUUUACCCUAUCUACUGGGUCGUGUACGGUCAAUUCUCCAGCAACUUUGUCACUCAGGCUGGUCAGAUGAGUGGACAUGGCAUUCCCAACGAUCUGAUGCAGAACUUCGAUCCCAUUUCUAUCAUCGUCUUCAUUCCUGUCCUGGAAUCCUUGGUGUACCCCGUGCUCCGCCGCAUGCGCAUCCGGUUCCGUCCCAUCUCUCGUAUCUCUCUCGGCUUCGUCGUUGCUUCUCUGGCCAUGAUGUACGCUGCUAUUGUCCAGCAUCUCAUCUAUUCGGCUGGCCCGUGUUACGAGUCUCCCCUGUGCGCCGACGGACCCAAUGGCAACAACGUUCACAUCGCUAUCCAGACACCUGCCUACUUCUUCAUCGGCAUCUCUGAAAUCUUUGCCUCGGUGUCUGGUCUGGAGUACGCAUACACCAAGGCCCCGCCAUCCAUGAAGUCGUUUGUGCAGUCGAUGUACCUGCUCACGAACGCCUUCGGAUCCGCCCUUGCCGAGGCAUUGACGCCUGCUGCGUAUGAUCCAGCCGUCAUGUGGAUGUUCACCGGUCUGGCCGUCGCCUCUUUCAUUGCCGGUAUCCUCUUCUACAUCGUCUACAGCCCGCUCAACGCCCAAGAAGACGAGUUGAAUGCCCUGGACGCUAACGACCCUGACGUUCCUGUCCCGCGCAUCUCGGGUGAGAAGGAGCACAACUGA
Molecule: messenger RNA, 1746 nt
Organism: Aspergillus mulundensis
Lineage: Eukaryota; Fungi; Ascomycota; Eurotiomycetes; Eurotiales; Aspergillaceae
Product: peptide MFS transporter
Exons: 4
Coding region: 1-1746 (581 amino acids)
Biological process (GO): transmembrane transport
Cellular component (GO): fungal-type vacuole; plasma membrane
Molecular function (GO): tripeptide transmembrane transporter activity; dipeptide transmembrane transporter activity
Source: RefSeq, a predicted model, not a curated record